GACUCCUUUCCUCCGCCCUUCAUCCUCCCGGCGGUCGUCGCGACCUCCUGUCUGGCUUGUUCGGUUCCUAAGGCACCAUCCCACUCAUAGUCCCUCCUUUUUGCCUCGCUGCACUUAACUCGAGCCUGUCCAUCUUCCGACACCUCGCACCUACCUGCCACAGCAGCUCUAUCACCUCUUGCCAGCGACCUCAACAAGCUAGUCAUGUCCAGCAAAGACUACGAGAAGGCCUUGUCCUCUGACGAGCAGAGUGGCUCUCAGAUGCUUGCAGUCCACGAAGAGAAGACCUCUAACGACCCACUGCCGUCGCCCGUUACUGCGCAGGCCGCCCGGCCAGCCAACAAGCCGAAGCUCUCUGCAGCAGCUAUCAUUCCUAUUUGGAUCAUCCUCAGCUCGACUGUCAUCAUCUACAAUAACUACGUGUACAAUACGCUACAGUUCCGAUUCCCCGUGUUCCUGGUGACAUGGCACCUUACGUUCGCGGCAAUCGGCACCCGUGUCCUACAACGCACGACACACCUCCUUGACGGCGCUAAGGACAUCCACGUCUCGAAAGAUCUGUUCGUCCGCUCCAUACUACCCAUCGGCAUCCUCUUCAGCGCUUCCCUCAUUCUGAGCAACACUGCAUACCUGUACUUGAGCGUGGCGUACAUCCAGAUGCUCAAGGCCUUCGUGCCCGUCGCGAUCCUGCUCAUCUCAUGGAUCUUCCGGAUUGCAGAGCCCAACAAGAAGCUAGCCGUCAUCGUCAUCAUGAUCUCGUCAGGCGUAGCGCUUGCUUCGCAGGGCGAGCUCAAGUUCAACCUCGUUGGAUUCCUCACGCAGGCCGCUGCCGUCGUGUUCGAGGCAUCGCGCCUGGUCAUGAUACAGAUUCUUCUGCACAGCCUCAAGAUGGACCCGCUUGUGUCGCUGCACUACUAUGCCCCCGUGUGCGCCGUCAUCAACCUCGCCGUGCUCCCGUUCACGGAAGGUCUCGCGCCCUUCUACGAAGUGCUCCGCAUCGGACCACUGAUCCUGAUAAGCAACGCAGCGAUUGCGUUCCUCUUGAACGUCGCGGCCGUGUUCCUCGUCGGUGCAGGCAGCGGCCUCGUACUCACGCUCGCGGGCGUCUUCAAGGACAUCCUGCUCAUCUCCGGCUCCGUCCUCAUCUUCGGCACGCCGAUCACGCCGCUCCAGGUGUUCGGCUACUCCAUCGCGCUCGGCGGCCUCGUCCUCUACAAGACGUCCGGCAGCAAGUAGAACGCCGCAUUCACCCCGGAAUCGAACCUCCCCCACCGGUACCCAAGACCCGAGUCUUGGUUCGGCGUAGCAUACGUACGUGUGAUUGUUCAGUGGAUAUUUGAAUACCAAUCUCGAACGAUAUGUCCCUCCCUUGUCAUCUUGGGUCCGUGCGCUCCUUUGUACAUAUGUAAUGGCGUUAGACGGCGAUGCUGGCUUCUUCUCUGGACAAUGCCUCCCCCCCUUUUGUAGAGCAUCCCUAUUACAGUACUGCAAUCCAUCCGUAGACUCGUCGUGUGUGGAGCUUGAGCGCCUAUUCAUACCCACAGGGAGUUGAGUGCGCUGAGUGCCGAGUGUUUGUCGUGGUUCGAUCACUAGGACGUUUUGACCAUCUGUGUGAUUUGCUUGCAUUACCGG
Messenger RNA from Fomitopsis serialis, 1632 nucleotides. Its product is annotated as triose-phosphate transporter family-domain-containing protein. Gene Ontology annotation, cellular component: trans-Golgi network; Golgi apparatus; endosome. Gene Ontology annotation, molecular function: antiporter activity. NCBI's taxonomy places the organism in Eukaryota, Fungi, Basidiomycota, Agaricomycetes, Polyporales, Fomitopsidaceae. The record is from RefSeq and is a predicted model, not a curated record. Bases 205 to 1236 code for a protein of 343 amino acids. The transcript has 5 exons.